This is a messenger RNA of Trichobilharzia regenti, 6753 nucleotides long. NCBI's taxonomy places the organism in Eukaryota, Metazoa, Platyhelminthes, Trematoda, Strigeidida, Schistosomatidae. The record is from the annotation of a GenBank genome assembly.
UACAAAAUAACAUGUGCGUUACACUCCGGCCAAUAUUUUGGCGGGCUGUUCAUGUGUCCGGGUUUGACUUCUAUACGAUAUUCUUUAUUUCAAAAACAUGGAUCUGAUAGAAAAGAACCUGGAGGUGAAGUUGUCUUGGGAAAUUCUUGAGACUUUAAUGUCACGUCAGUAUGCCCAUGUGAAUUAUUUAUUCAUGGAUAAUACGGAAUCGAUGAAAUGGAACAAUGAUUUUAGAAAUACUGGGAUGGUACCUAUGUGUUUCACCAAAAUGAAUGAAAAAUUCAUCAAUGGUACUUAUCGAGGUAUUCGAGAAUUUGUCUGUGAUUUCCGUCUGAUGCUGUUAAAUUGCUAUCGUACUCAUGGGAUUUCAUCACGUGCUGGACGUUGUGCUGAAAAAUUGGAAUUAUUGCUUGAACAAAAACUUCAACUGUUAUCCCCUGAAAUUCGUAAUAAAGCAUCUAUACAGUCAACCCUUGGAUUUGGUACUGCUGAAGAUGAAUUACUCGAUUGCGGUAUAACACGUCGUCGAAGUUCUGGACGUCUUUUUCUCUCUGGUGAUUCACGCCAGUUAACACCGAUACGUGCUAUCAUGGAAGAAUUAGAGCAUGUUACACAUCCUGGUUCUGGUACCGGUGGUAUAACCGCUUCAUUAAUCUCAAACAGUAUCGAUUCAUCCACAUCAGCGUCAUCAUCUGGCCAACAAACAUCAGCUAUCAGUAGUACAUUGAGCACUGAAGAAAAUAUUGCCAUCUUAGUGGCUAGACUAAGUUUAUGGCAACGUCGAAGACAUGAAGAAGAACUGCUGGAUACAUGGAAUAGCUGGUGGGUGGAAAAUAAUGGACCGAAAAUGCAAGAGAUAUUAUUCAAUGCUCCUGAGCUUUUAGAAGCUUAUCAAUUCUUAUGGUUGGCUGAUCCAUUCUUGGGUAUAAGUGAUUGUAUCACAAUAUACAAUAAUAAUAAUAACAAUCAUAAUAAUCUUGCAGUCAAUGCAUUAUCCACUACUGCAUCGCAUACACGUAGCCUGUCAUUAUUCGACUUAGAAAUUGGAUUAUGUACAGCACCAUGCGCUAGUCUAGUACUCAAUGUCUGUAUGAGUAAUCUAUUGGCAACACCAAAAGAGAGGAAUCAAAUUGUCAAUGUAUUGAGCAAUACCACUACUACUACCAAUAAUAAUAACAGCAGUAAUAGUAAUCUCAGUGUUGGAGCAGACUCCAGUACAACAACGGAUUAUUUUUCAGCAGCAGCAAGACGUUCACGUCAGCUAAUGUCGACUACAAGUACACUUCCACCACUUGAUUAUGAUAUCUGGGAACGUCGAUUAUCAGCACGAGUUGAUUCAUGGUAUCGAUCAUUUUGGGAUAAAGGUAAAGGUGUUGUUGAAUGGGCAACAUAUCGAUUAGGAUUACCGAAAGCUUUCUUUGAUGUUUGUGGUUACAAGUCGAAUCCAUUGGAAGAAAAACGCUUCCAUGAAUUAUCAAUCUAUCAACAAGUUAUGCUACUCUGUGCUCUAUGCGAAUCAACUGUGAGAUCAUUUGAAAAUCUUCGUGUCUCUCUAGAUAGAUCAGCUGAUUGGGAGGCAUCAAAUCCUGUACAAUUAGGCAUUGAUUUUUUUUCAAAGCAUGUCUAUGUACACUUUCCUCAACUGUUGGGUAUCAAUCCGACCACAUGCUUAAGAGUUUAUCGAAUCCCUUAUGUAAAACACCAGCCAAUUGAAUGUAGCUUCUUUAAAACAGCUAAAAAUACCAAUGCUUGUAACCUGAAAGAUAUGUACAAAGCAAAGAUAUUAAAUGAUUUUACAAAAUUUGCAGAAAUCUUGGAGGAAACUGUCAGUGUUAAAAGUGAGAAUGAUGACAACAGCAAUAACAACAACAACAGUAAGAAGAGUAACAAGCGUAGACGUCCGUCAACAAAACUGAAACCAGAGGAUACUAUUGAUCCUGUUAACCAUCAGCAAAAACUGAUUGAAGAAUUGAAUAAGCAUAAUAAUUAUCUGCUAGAAAAUGGUUUAUCAGUUCCUGGUGCUGUACAACGUUUUCCUAGUUGGAUGCAUCCUGCCCUGGCACGGGAUACUUAUCGUCGAUGGCAUUGUGUCGCUGAACAGUGUAGUGCUGCCGCCUCUGCCGCUGCCACUGCGAAUCAAAUCGAUGAGUUGAAUAAAAUGAAUACCACUACUACUACUAAUAAUAAUCAUCAUAAUAAUAAUAAGAGAACUGCAGACAGGAGGAGUUCAGUUGGCGUCUCCAGGGGCGCUACCUAUCCUGACAAUACACCAAACAGUAAAAGUCGUAACAGUAUUAAUAACAAUGUUACUACUAAUAAGGAUGAUUUACCAUUUAAAGAUUAUCAAAUUAUUGAUGAACAAAUUAUUUCAGAAAUGAUGAAACGUGAUCAUUGUCUGAAUCCCUCUCCGUAUGCAUCAUUCAAUGGACCAACACGUAAAUUUCUAUCCCUUCAACUAAGUCGUACUGCUAUUGGUGGUUUUCGUUUCUGUGAAAAGACUCAUGCUCGUCGGCAUAAUAAAAAAGGUGUUGUAAAUAAAAAUGAAGAGGAUGAUGGUGGUGGUGGGGAUGAUAAUAAUGAAGAGGAGGACAAUGACGGUGAUGAUGAUGACGAUACUGAAUCACGUUCAAUAGAUCAGAAUACAAAUGAUCCCCGUUCACCAUCAGUUAGUCAAUAUGAAUCAGAUGAGAAUGAAAGUAUCAGUGGGAAUUCCGUGCAAACGCGUAGAAGAUCAACACGGCUAAGUAAUGUGGCUAAACAGAAUGGUCCUGUAGCCACUAAUAGAACGCCGUCUACAAGAUCUUCAUCGCUGCUUGACAAUAAAAAAGAAGGAGCGACCUGUAAAGGAAAGACUGAACAAUCUACUACUGACAAACUGAAUUCUACACCGUCGUCGUCAUCAUCAUCAUCAUCAUCAUCAAAUAAACAAAAAAUUUCAGAUGAUAAUAAUAAUAAUAAUAACAACAAUAACAACGAAAAUAAUGAAGGAAAAGUGAAAAAAGAAAAAGAAGAAGAAGGGGACGAAGAAGAACACGAGGAAGAAGAGGAAGAGGAAAUCCUUGUCACUGAACCUCCUCGAGAAUCAUUCACUUUGGUCGCGAAAGAUACUCAAGAAGUGAAUCAAUUAUUGCUGAUUCUUCGACAAUUAUUAGCCAGUAAUGAAGAGAAGUUAAUGAAAAGUCAAAUUGAUUGUAAUUUAGAUUCAGAUUGUGAUGAUCCCAGUGAUGGUAAUAAUAAUAAUAAUAAUAAUAACGUUGAUGGUAUUGGUGUCGAUGUGAAUGGUACAGGUGAUGCAGACAAAAAAGGUGAUGGCGAUAACGAUGAUGAUGAUUCAAUCAAUGAACCAGCGGCAAAGAAGAAACGUUUAUCUCCAGAUUGUGAUGAUGAUGGUGUUAAUACUCAGGUAUGUAUUUUAUGCAUUUAUGCGAGUUUGGUUAUCUUUUUCUAUUGAAGGUAUUAUUCAUUGAUCUAGGCGUUCGUCACAGGAUUGGACCCCACCUACCGAGGCUCCGACAACAGCUGUUAUUCCCUUCGGUUCGGAUUGAAAUAUUGGCCGUCAUCAACACCUCUUCACCUUGUUCUAUUUGGUGCUGUCGUCUUCAGUUGGAUCCAUGAUUGCUCAUCAUCUCUCAUCUCCUGCAAAACUCGCACGGUCUCCUCCACGUCACCCUCGAACAACCGACUCAUCGUUUUUCAUUCGGCUCCCACUCGAGGUUAUGCCUGACACACGAUGUCAUUCGACAGCCUCCUCAACGUGUAUACACCCUAUCCAUCUUCUUUUUUUUGUCUACACAUUUUGUUGAGUGAUCUGCUCCUGUUGGAAGUGCUUUUGGUGACGCGUUUGCCAAAUUUAUGACUUGUAUAAAGCAACUGACUGAUUGACUUCACAUUUGUAUUGAAAAUGCGAAUCUUAUUCUUUAUGCUGGCUAAAGGCGAACUAUGCGAUUACGUAAUGCAGUGGAAUCGUUAAAACGUCUAAUCAAAAAUUUAGAAGAUCUGUUUACAUCAUUAGUGGAUAAGGAGAGUGAACGUGUUGAUGCACAACGAUUGGCUCGAUUACGAUUACGCAAAGAUGUUGAACAUUGGAAGGAGGUAGAAGCUAGAAAGAGCAAGAAGUCGUCAGCACACAAUUAUAAUCAAGACAGCAGUUAUACACCUGUACAAGAGUCUCGUUCUAGCCUCCUGGCGUCUCUUCAUCAAAUAGAUACAUCAAAAGAUCGAGCUGAACGACAUCUACGUCGAGAACGAAGACGUCAAGCUCAAGAUUCAUCUGACAAUGAUAAUGAUGAUAGUGAUGGUGAUGACGAUAAUAAUAAUAACGAAAUUGGUAGUGAUGAAGACAGAAAGAGGAAAGAAUCGGUGAAUAAUGUUGCUGUCGUCAAACAAUCCAAUAGUAAUAAUCAUUCACCAUUCUCAUCUAAGAGUACUCAUCUUACUCCUCAUAACACGUCAAUAUCUCCUGAGAAUAAUUCAACUAGAAGCAGCAUUAGUCGAAGAAGUAUAAACAAUAAUAAUAAUAAUAGUAAUAAUACUAGUUAUCAAGCAUUUGCUAAUCGUAUCAGUGCAAGUGGUACACCAAAAAUACCAAUUUCACGCUUUUCACCUGAAGAUACUUCAUCCACAGUAGUUGUACGUCGAUCCGCCUUACUAGAACCGCGUAAAGCUGCUUCUAUCCUACCGAAAUCACCAAUAUCCUAUUCAUCCGCGUCAUCCUCAUCAUCAUCAAAAUUGAAUAGUUCUACAACAACACCACCUAGUUAUUAUAAUGGUAAUAGUAGUUAUAGUAGUAGUAGCGGGGUGUUGGGGCGUCGUCCAACUGACUCAUCCAAUUCACCAUAUCGAACAAAUACAAUAUCACGUAAUCAUCCAUCGAUUCUACGUCCUUGUCUAACGAAAUCCCCACCGUUUAAUCAGAAUUAUCAUCGUCAUCAUCAUCAUCAAGUCAAUGGUUUGUCUACUACACUGACGCAUUCACCACUUUCAAUGACUUCAUUGAAGAAGCCAACAUCUCCUUCUCCCUUGUCCUCGUCGUCAUCAGCAUCACCAUCAUCAAGUAUUCCCAGGAGUAAUAAUAAUAAUAGUAAUACGCCGGGGGAUAAACCACCAGUUCGUAAAAUUUAUCGUGUUUGUAACACUUUGUUUACAGAAGAUGCAAAACCUGUAAAAAUUGGUCCAAAUGGUUGUUUAAUUCCAAUCCCUUUGGAAAGUAUACCAAUGAGUCAAAGGCAAUUAGCUCGUCAAAUGAUAUCAAGAUAUCAUCAACAUGUGAAUUCCACACCAUCUGCAAUGUCUUCUUCUUCUUCUUCUAUUGCGUCUACAAUAACAACAACAACAACAGCUGCUACUCCAGGAGUCUCUAAAACGCCAACAUUGUCAACCACACCAUCGUCAGUUGAGGCUGCCGCCGCUGCUGGCAACACCACAACGGCGCCGACAGCGAAAACGCCAGUAGCUGGUCCUGUUAAGUCAUAAAUAGUUGUGUGUCUAUCAGUGUGAUACUCUACAAAGCUGUGGAUAAAAAAAAACACAACAAAACAAAAAUGUGUAUACUAAUCAGUUUCUAUUCCACUCUUCACAUUUGUAUCGAUCUCUCGUUUUUGUCAAUAAAAACAAACAAACAAACGAAAGCAAAAGCCAAGAUGUGUACGGUUGAUUUGGUGUAGUGUAUUUAUGUGUGUAUUGGGUUAAUCUUACUCUUUCUUAUUCUCAUUGUUUGUAUUUUGUGAGGGUGUUUGUUUUGAUGUUACUUCUCGUUCCGACCCGACGCUACUCACCCCGCCCUGCCCUCCCCCACCCUAAGUAUGUAUGUAUGUAUGUGUGCGUGCAUGUAAUGUUGAUUUUCAAGUGAAAAUGUCAUUUGUAUGUGUGUGUGUUAUUUCCUCCCAACUCCCCCACCCUACACCUACUAAAGCUCUCUCCUAAAAAGUUUUCCGCACCCCCCCACCUUCCUUAGAAGGAAGACGUUGGGGGGGGGAGGCAAUCGGAUUUUUCGAUUGGUUAACUUAUUUAUAUUUAUUGAUUUGUUCGUUUGUUUGUUUUAUUUUGUUUCAAUGUAUUUUCCAUUGGGUUCGUUGUGUACCUUGAUUGUACGCCGGGACACACGCCCACGCGCGCACACACGUUUGACGCCACCAGUGUUUGCUCUUUGGGUGGCCAUUUUUUGUUUGUGCGUUUGUGUGUGUAUGUGUUUUUUAUCAAGAAACGUAAUGACGUAUAUGAUUCACAUUCGGAUCAAUUGAUCCAUUGAGUUCAUCGAUUUGUCAUAUAUCAGUGAAUGAAUUUCAUCGUCGAUAAAAGGUGGUAAAUCGAUGAAGUUACUAGUGUUCCUACUGCUAUUAGUACUGGUUAAUGGUGAACCAUCAGUCAGCAAGAGAAAGAAAGACAUUAAGGUCUUUGAGCAUUUAUUCUCCAGAAUUUUGCAUCUUGUUGUAAUUUUCUUUUAUCUGUUUCUUUUCUCCUUUUGUUUCUCUAUCCCUCCACCCCCCCAUAACCCUCGUACUCGCCCCAGAUCCUCCUCCACAGUUUGUUGUACAUAUAUCUUAAAAUGAAAUGAACAUAUGAGGCUUCUCAUUCAUUUUGUUAUUAUUAUUAUGAUUAUUAUGUUGUUCUGUAUACAAUUUUGUGUAUAUUUUGACGAAUAAGUCCUCUUUCUUUCUUUUUAUCUUUCUUUAUUCUUGUGUAAUGUUAUAUAAUUUGUAUUAUUAUUAUUAUUACUAUUAGUAUGAUUAUUACUAUUAUAGUUUUGAAGUUAAU